CAACUGGCAAAUUCCACUCGCGUUUCUUUCUUUCAUCUCAAUUAGUUGGAGAGGUUUCAGAACUUUGUGUUUCCGGGUGAAACCUCGGCCCCGAAGUUUCAUGCCGGGGACAUGAAGAUAGGAGAAGCAAAGCCGGCUGAAACUGAGCACUAGGCUGCAAGAACAGUGUAGGCUACGCAGGGAGGGGGAGAGAGGGAAGGGAAGGGAUAGAAUAAGAAAAAAACGAACAGCAGCUGAACUGUGCGGGUUUUCACCUUCUGAAAAACAGGAAGCCAACGCCGAUCUGCCCACCUGGCCGCAUUGUCCUGCGGGAAGAAGACAGCGGGCUCUCACGGAUCUUCUUGCCACGCACAGGCAUAUUUUUAUUCUAAAGCCGAACUUUCGUUCUUGUGGAUUCAAUCGAGAGAAAAACAACUUUUAACUAGGCCUAUUUCCUCAUUCGUACGGUCGAUAUUUUCCUAUUCCCAACAAAAAUAUAACUCAAGAUGCAGUGUCCCUCCACCUCCCCAGACACCCCCAGCAUGGAGGAGCACCACAGGGAAUAAGAGCCUCCAGGAGACAGUAGGUCCUUAUGGUUGAGCUGGGUGUUGGUCCCUGCUAUGCCUCCCGCCAUGACAGACCUCCUGGACAUGUGGGCGGCCCACUCCCAGCUGUCUGGAGAGGACCUGGUCACUGUGGACUUCCUGUUACCCACCGGCAUCUACAUCCAGAUGGACGUCCCCAGAGAGGCCACCAUACAACACAUCAAACUGCUCCUAUGGAAGCAGGCCCAGUCGUACCCCCUGUUCCCGUCUCUGGGGGAGAUGGAGGGCCACAUGUUUGAGUGUGUGAACCAGGCAGCGGUGCACGAGGAGCUGGAGGAUGAGACCAGGCGCCUCUGUGAUGUCAGGCCCUUCUGGCCCAUGCUCAAACUGGUCACACGCAACUGUGGCCGCGCCGAACGCCUGCUCGACUCCAAGAUCGGCGUGCUCAUCGGAAAAGGUCUCCACGAGCUGGAUGCUCUCCAGGACCAGGAGGUGAAGGACUUCCGCAGUAAGAUGUUCCGUAUCAGCGAGGAGAAGAUGCAGCGGGUACAGCUGAUGACCUGGAGCGAGUGGCUGCAGGCCUGCUUCUCUCCACAGCUGGAGCCAGGGGGAGGAGCCACAGACGGUGUCAACGACAAACAGGCCGAGGCCAGCCUCAAAGUCACCAUGCAUUUUGACCAGUCCCAGGACACAGCCAGUCUGAAGGUGUGCCCCAGCACCAGUCCCACUGAGCUGAUGGAACAGGCUGUGAGGAAAUGGCUGAUGACCCACGGCCCAGAGGAGGACGGACGCCAGGCAGAGCAGUACGUUCUGAGGGUCAGCGAUAAGCUGGAGUUCCUCUGUGGAGACCACCCCCUCAUACAGUACAAGUACAUCAAAGCCUGUCUCCAGGCUAAGGAGUGUCCCCACCUGACCCUGGUCCAGGUCAGCACGGUCCAGACCAUGUUCGAGAAGGAGAUCUCUGCCAUCGGAGCUGUGGUCAACCGCAAGAGCUCCAACCCCCCCUUACCUCUGCCCCCCAAGAGGAGGGGACCCUCGCAAGUGCAGACGUGUGUAUGGGAGGUGUCCACCCAGUAUAAGAUCGUCCUGAUCAAAGGCAGCAAGGUGAACGCUGAGGAGACGGCAAAGGUCCAGGUGCGUGCAGGCUUGUUCCACGGCACAGAGCUGCUGUGUAAGCCAGCGGUGAGCAGCGAGAGCAGCGGACACACGGAACACGUGUGGAACCGCACGCUAGAGUUCGACAUCGCCGUGAGCGAUCUGCCGCGCAUGACCCGCCUAUGCUUUGCCGUCUAUGCCGUCAUGGACAAGGUCAAGAAGCAGAAGUCCACCAAGAACUCCCACAUCAACAAGUACCAGACCAUCCGCAAGGCCGGCAAAGUGCACUACCCUGUAGCCUGGGUGAACACCAUGGUGUUUGACUAUAAAGGACAGCUGAAGACUGGAGAUAUCAUCCUUCACAGCUGGUCUUCCUUUCCUGAUGAACUUGAAGAGAUGCUGAACCCCAUAGGAACCAUCCAGACCAACCCGUACACUGAGAACGCUACAGCACUCCACAUCCACCUCCCUAACUACAACCCUCAACCCAUCGUAUUCCCCCCCUUCGACAAGAUUCUGGAGAAAGCUGCAGAGAUCGCUGGGUCAAGUGACUGCUCGCCUAUGGGCCGAGGCGGUAAGAAGUUCCACAUUGAGCUGAAGGAGAUCAUGGAGAGGGACCCUCUGUCCCAGCUGUGUGAGAACGAGAAGGACCUCAUCUGGACACUACGCUACGACUGCAUGGAGAACUUCCCCCAGUCACUGCCCAAACUGCUGCUCUCCGUCAAGUGGAGCAAACAUGAGGACAUGGCCCAGCUCCAGGCCUUGCUGCAGAUCUGGCCCAAGCUGAGUCCCAGGGACGCUCUGGAGCUGCUGGACUUUAACUACCCAGACCAGUACGUCAGAGAGUACGCCGUGGGCUGCCUGAGGGACAUGAGUGAUGAGGAGUUGUCUCAGUACUUGCUCCAGCUGGUCCAGGUCUUACGUUAUGAACCCUACUAUGACUGUGCGCUCACCCGCUUCCUGCUGAACAGAGCCCAGUGCAACCGCAACAUAGGACACUUCCUCUUCUGGCAUCUCAGGUCAGAGAUGCACAUGCCAGUCGUCUCUGUCCAGUUCUCUCUCAUUCUGGAGGCCUACUGUCGUGGCAGCAUCCCUCACAUUGAGGUCCUGAAGAAACAGGUGGAGGCUCUGAGCAAGCUGAAGUCUGUAAAUGAGCUGAUCAAGCUGGGCACCAUCAAGAACGCCCGCAGUAAGACCAAGGAGGCCAUGCUCACCAAGGAGGCCAUGAUGACCUGUCUGAGACAGAGUGGCUACACAGAGACCCUCUCUGACCUGCACUCCCCUCUCAACCCCAGCGUCCUGCUCUCUGGAAUCAAUGUGGAGAAGUGUCGGUACAUGGACUCUAAGAUGAAGCCUCUGUGGAUCGUCUACAACAACAAGCUGCUGGGGGGAGACACCCUGGGAAUCAUCUUCAAGAAUGGAGACGACCUGAGACAAGACAUGUUGACACUGCAGAUCUUGAGGUUGAUGGACCUGCUAUGGAAGGAGGCCAAUCUGGACCUUAGAAUCGUGCCUUACGGUUGCCUAGCGACUGGGGACCGGUCAGGGCUGAUCGAGGUGGUGUCGUCGGCGGAUACCAUCGCCAACAUCCAGCUGACCAGCAGCAACGUGGCGGCCGCCGCAGCCUUCAACAAGGAUGCGCUACUCAACUGGCUCAAAGAGAAGAACUCUGGAGAUGCUCUGGAGAAGGCGAUCGAGGAGUUCACCCUGUCAUGUGCAGGCUACUGCGUGGCCACCUACGUCCUGGGGAUAGGUGACCGCCACAGUGACAACAUCAUGGUCCGCAGCACUGGGCAGCUCUUCCACAUAGACUUUGGGCAUAUCCUGGGGAACUUCAAGUCCAAGUUUGGCAUCAAGAGGGAACGUGUCCCCUUCAUCCUGACCCAUGACUUCAUCCACGUCAUCCAACAGGGAAAGACUGGCAACACUGAGAAGUUUGGCAGUUUCCGUAAUUACUGUGAACAGGCCUACCUGAUUCUGAGGCGGAAUGGGAACCUCUUCAUCACCCUGUUUGCCCUCAUGCUGACUGCUGGACUGCCAGAGCUCACCUCCGUCAAGGAUAUACAGUACCUAAAGGACUCUCUGGCCCUGGGGAAGACAGAUGACGAGGCGCUGAAACAGUUCCGCCAGAAGUUUGACGAGGCGCUGAGAGAGAGCUGGACCACCAAAGUCAACUGGAUGGCCCACAACGUGGUCAAAGACAACCGCUCCUAGAGCAGACAGACGCUCAUCCUGGAGCUGGAGGGUUAAGGGUUAAAGGUCAGGGGUUAGGAGGGUCUGAGGUCUAUCCAGGGCUGGGACAACCGUGAUGGAGGGGGCUAUGGUGUUGCUAAGGGGUGAAGACCAGACAGGACUGGGCCUGGGGCCGCAAAGAAUGGAACCUAGAAGACUAUCUUAAACACACACACAGUAAACACACAUGCUCUUACAGGCUUAAAAUCCCCCCUCCCUAUGCCUUUCCUCUGGCUUUUGAAGCUGCUGUGUGCCUCCAGCCAGUCCAGCAGUCCCAUUGCCUCUCCCUGAUCAUGUGACAUAUUUGUGGGUAAUGUGGUUGUGAGUUUUGCACUCGCUCAGUGAGAGUCAGAGCCCAACACCUGAGGAAUAGUGUGGCCUCUCCGAGCCCCCCGUUGUGAAUGGACCGCCCCCUUGGAGCCUGGACUCGACUGAACCAUUGAGGAAGGGGACGGGGGUAGUUUCACCCACCUAUCAGCAGGACUUCUGAUCUGCCUUAUGUUGGACUUAAAGAGAGGUCAGGGUUGACCACACCCACUCCAGGCCCUGCACCAGGCAGUUUGAUUGACUGCACAUGUAAAAGAGUGAGUGUGUAAAGACUGAGGACCAAAGCGUCUCACCCGCGAGUCUUAAAACGACACCAAAACGUGCACAUGACCAGAGGAAGUGGGUCUUAUUGGACUUAUCCUCGCGAGGCCUAACAACUGGAAAAUAUUGU
Molecule: messenger RNA, 4569 nt
Organism: Coregonus clupeaformis (lake whitefish)
Lineage: Eukaryota; Metazoa; Chordata; Actinopteri; Salmoniformes; Salmonidae
Product: phosphatidylinositol 4,5-bisphosphate 3-kinase catalytic subunit beta isoform-like
Exons: 24
Coding region: 600-3833 (1077 amino acids)
Biological process (GO): cell migration; phosphatidylinositol 3-kinase/protein kinase B signal transduction; phosphatidylinositol-mediated signaling
Cellular component (GO): phosphatidylinositol 3-kinase complex; cytoplasm; plasma membrane
Molecular function (GO): 1-phosphatidylinositol-3-kinase activity; 1-phosphatidylinositol-4-phosphate 3-kinase activity
Source: RefSeq, a predicted model, not a curated record